Molecule: messenger RNA, 1331 nt
Organism: Adelges cooleyi (spruce gall adelgid)
Lineage: Eukaryota; Metazoa; Arthropoda; Insecta; Hemiptera; Adelgidae
Product: COP9 signalosome complex subunit 8-like
Exons: 2
Coding region: 500-1057 (185 amino acids)
Biological process (GO): protein deneddylation; COP9 signalosome assembly
Cellular component (GO): COP9 signalosome
Source: RefSeq, a predicted model, not a curated record
UUAUUCUCGCGUAUUCAAGCUUCUAAUUCUCACCAAGGUGGCAGAAAGUGGCUGCUUCAAUUUUCUCUAUUGGUGGCAUGUACAGUUAGCAAUCUAGUUUAUUAUAUUUAUCUAUGGGCCACAUGUAAAUAUAAUUUUUCAGUUAACAUGUGUUGUUGGUAUACCUGUAUUUUUGGUUAUCAGGUAAUCCGUAAUUGUUUUUAAAAGUGAUAAUAAUUUGUUCAUUGUUGUCAUUUUUAAUAAAGAAACAAACACUUAACGUUGCCGGGCCCGGGUUGAUACUUGAUAGUUGAUAGGUAUUACGGUCAAUCAAUAUAUUUUUUAGUUUUUAUGCACAGCGUCAUUGUUCGUAACCAAACCUAGGACCUAUCCACUGUACAACAAUUGUAAUCUGAUUCUGAAACUUAUGUGAAGAGUGAAGACUUACCUCGAUUAAACUUUAAAUAUUUAAUUCCAGUAGUUAAUUCACAGUUGGCCGACUCUCGAGUUAUUAACAAAUAUGUCCACCGAACCCCUUGACGUUGGUUUUAUCACCGAGGAAUUGGAAGCCAACGAAAUAGAUUCUUACACUUUGUCGAUCACUAAUUAUUCAAAAUUGUUUGCCAGUUAUCUUUAUAAUAACGAACUGUGCUCCGCCAAAUUUCUAUGGCGUCGCAUGCCAGACAACAUUAAGAAUACACCUGAACUGCAGAGAGUGUGGUCGAUCGGUAAGGCUCUGUGGACAAAAAAAUACACUCAAGCCAAUGAGUUAAUAAAUUACAAGUGGUCAGAAUCUUUAGAAUCUAUUAUGGUAGCUCUUAAACGUCGUAUCCAACAAGAUACGUUAAAAUUCAUUAGCGUCUACUAUGAUGCUAUUUCUUUCCACCAGUUUCAAUCGUACAUGGGAGUAGACAAAGAUCAAGCAGAAAGAAUUAUAGAAAGCGAAGGUUGGCUAUGUGAAAACGGCUUUGUUGUUCCAGUGGCCACUAGUGAACCUGAACAAGGAUUGAGCUCUAGUAAUGAGAUUCUAGAUAGGUUAGUUAGACUGGCGUCUUUUACAACAUAUGUUGAAAACUAAAACAAUUUAUAUUUUGUACAGAAAUAAAAUAGGCUGUUUUCGCCAUUAAAAAACAUGAUAUAUUUAAUUAAGUUUAUUUUAUGCCUAUCUCAUUAACUAAAUAAAAAGUUCCAUUAUAGAAAAUAUGAUUUUAUUUGUAAUUUAUAUUAUAAAAUCUAAAUAAUGUUAAUUUUGUUACAACUCACAAUUUUUAAUGUGAUUUUAUAACUUAAAAAUUACUUUACCAAUAAAAUAUUAUUUUUUUAACUGAAUGAUUACAUUAUUACUGGAUUAA